Messenger RNA from Gastrolobium bilobum, 1391 nucleotides. Its product is annotated as kinetochore protein NUF2 homolog. Gene Ontology annotation, cellular component: kinetochore; Ndc80 complex. Gene Ontology annotation, biological process: mitotic spindle organization; attachment of mitotic spindle microtubules to kinetochore; kinetochore organization. Bases 33 to 1382 code for a protein of 449 amino acids. Gene Ontology annotation, molecular function: protein-containing complex binding. The transcript is spliced from 9 exons. Lineage: Eukaryota; Viridiplantae; Streptophyta; Magnoliopsida; Fabales; Fabaceae. The record is from RefSeq and is a predicted model, not a curated record.
AGAAGAAGAAGAAGAAGAAGAAGAAGAAGAAGAUGGCGGUGUCGAAUUACGAGUAUCCAAGGCUGCGGCGGCCGGAAAUAAUAGCAAUCUUAGGGCAGUUUCAGAUAGCGAACGUGACGGAGCAGGAUCUCGUGAACCCUAACCCUGACUUGAUUUCGGACCUGUACACUCGCAUCCUUAUUCGUCUCGACUUUCUCCUCGAGGAAGACAACGAGCAGCUUGACUUUGAUGCCCUAGAACAGCUCGAGAACCCUGAUUUUCACCUCGAAUCUGUCCGCGCCAUCAAGCUCUACGUUAAGAUCAAGGACGCCCUCGCAUUGCUUGAGUGCCCUAAGAAUUUUGUCUUCACCGAUCUUCUUAUGCCUGAUACUCACCGAACAGAGUUUUUCCUUGGCGCUCUUCUCAAUUUCUGUCUCGACAGGGAGGUAAGAAUGAACUCGGUAUCGGAAAUUGUGGAUGAAUUUAACGCUCUAGAGUUGCAGCGUACGGAGUUGGAAGAGCAUAAGAUUUUGCAGUUGAGAUCGGAGAUUUCUGAAUGCAAUGAAGCAAAGGAAAGGGAGAUGCCUGCUGUUCAGGAGGUGGAUGCAAAAGUUAAAGAACUGCGUCAAACUAUUGGGGCCCUCAACAACAACCAGAUGUCUUUGAGGACUUCUUUAAAGAAGUUGAAGGAUAAGAUUGGGGAAAUGGAUGAGAAGAUUUCUAAUGCUGAAUUUACACUGGUACAAAAUGUUCAAGAAAAUGCAAAUCUACGUUCAAAAAUUGCUCAAUCACCUGAUAAAGUACAGAGGGCUUUAGAGGAAAAGAAAUUAGCUCGAGAGGAGGCAAGAAAUGCUGAAAGAUUAGCAAUGCAAACUUUCCAUGAGAAGACUGCCCUUGAUGAGGUUUAUUCCAAGGUUUACAAGAAAAUGUCAAAGCACUACAAGCAGAUGCAGGCUAUACAAGAACAGGUAAAUUCUGCUAAAUCUAUUGAGAAGGAUCUUAAAGCAUUAAAAGCUAAACUUAGUGAUGAAGAAGUACUGGAGAAGUCACUCGAUGCCAAAUUGGUUGAAAGACAAAAAAAAGUUGAGCAGGAAGAAGAAUUGAGUAAGCAGUUCGAGAAAGAGUGCAAUAUUCUGUGGGAGGAAGCAACUAAAAACCUAAGUAGUAAAAAAUCAGAGGUGGAAUCUAAGAGAUGUGCCAUGGAAACGAGGCAGAGAAAUGUUGAGGCUGUGUUAUCUGAGGUAAAUGCCAUAAAUAGUAAAAUUACAUCAGUAAAAGAUUAUGGAGCAGUUAAAGUGGAACAGUUAGAUCGCAAAUGUGAAGAGAUAGUUGAAGAGUUUCAUAAGUAUGCAAACUCGAUUGCACGUGUGAUCGAAUCUGGGCCAAAGAGUCAAGGCUAUUGAAGGAGGUGG